Molecule: messenger RNA, 4108 nt
Organism: Botrytis cinerea B05.10
Lineage: Eukaryota; Fungi; Ascomycota; Leotiomycetes; Helotiales; Sclerotiniaceae
Exons: 4
Coding region: 1282-3504 (740 amino acids)
Molecular function (GO): ATP binding; ATP-dependent protein folding chaperone
Source: RefSeq, a predicted model, not a curated record
GAGUAGCUGGGGAGACUUCCGGGUUGGAUUCCUUUGAGGUACGCUGGGUGUGUGCUGAUGAGGCUGAGUACUGUUUGACUUCCUCCAUAAAGCCACCGACGUGUAGGUUUUAUAUGCAUCGUUACUGGCGGUGUUGUGUUGUGCUGUGCCCGUUCGUUACAAAUCUAUAUUCCUCCCGGCGAAGCUUAAGGGUGGAAAAAGGGAAUCCGUGGCCCGCUGCAACCACAACAUAUAUAUUUACAACCAGCCCAUCAGUUUUGGUGAACGCUUCUUGGAGUUAUUUUUUUUAAUUGAAUAGAAUCCUUCUGGUUGAAAAGGGACAUAUAACCUCGGAUUGGCCGGAUAGUUUGACUGUUUUAUGUGGCUGCCCCCUUUUUGCCGUCUCGUUGUUGCCUUUCUCUUUCAAUCGUGUGUCGACUUCUGCACUCCGUCGGCAUACAUAUACAUAUACAUAUACAUGUGCAUGCCAGUUCCAGACAGGCAAAUCAUAAUCACCCGGCAAGCAAGCAAUCCUUGCGGUCAAAGAACAAAGCGAUUUGUUGCUGUUGUCAGCAUACCAUCGAGAAAGAACACAUUCACUCUCCAUUUACGACCGGCUGCCCCCUCGCCCUCCAUCAACCUUCCACUUUGAUCGAUUCCGCCAAUUCCAUCUUCUCGUCAACCAACAACCCGUCCCACAAACCAUCACCCACCAUCACCCACCAUCACCCACCACCGUCCGCUGCCGUCCGCCGCCACCCAACCUUGCUCUCUUUACUCUCCUUGACUUCUCUGCCACCCACGUCCCCCAGAUAUCCAAGGUGCUGCUCUGCAUCCAGUCUUUCAAUUCACGGAAUUCGUUGUUCGCAUCCCCAUCUUAUCUACCGCAAGAUCCAUUUUAUUUAUCACGUACACCAGUGCACACAAACUCCCACACUCCACUCGCUCACCCACUAGUCCUCGCCCACUAGUCCUCAAUAAUUAUCCAUACCGACCUACAAUAUUACGAUUUGGCUCAAUAGGACGAUUCUUUUUUAAUAUCCCGUUCCUGCAGAUUUCAUGUCAUCCGUACACUUUGGACCAGAAAUCCUUCCGACCAGGUCAAAGAAUCUCAUUCGACUCAGCCCCAAGUCGCUAGGGAACUAGCGACCACUCAACAGGUUGGCUGACACCGGCGACUGGACAUCCAUCGCAUUUUAGAUACGAUUACGAUACCGUUUCAUUCCUCCUUCGUCCUUCGCUUUCCACGACUUUUACUUCUUUGAGAAGUUUUUCUUAAAAGCACCACCCUUCGUAGACCUUAUGAGUUCUAUGAACGCCCGCUUCAAAAGCCUUGGGUUCGGUUCCAAACGUAAAUCAAGUGCAAACAAUAUCUCAACCUCUGUCCCGCAGAACCCCACUUCCACUUCCUCGUCACCACAACUCGCGCAAUCACCCGGACAGCCUGCCCCUACUACACAAACUGCUUCCUCUUCCACGGCAAGCUUACCUAUGAAUCAUCAGGGAGGUGCUGGCGUAAGACCGCCCAGCUACUCGAAUCAAUAUACACCUGUUGGACGCACGACGUCUCCCAUGGCUCAAGGUACUCCACGAACCCCUCCUACACAGAUGAUGGGCGGGCCACCACCGAUUAACACAGCUGCCACCGGCGGCUAUCCUCCACAACAAGGAGGUAUGGGAGGACCUCCUCCUCCAUCUGGGCCACCCCAAUACAAUCACCCUCCUCAGUAUGGUGCUGGAGGAGCACCGAUGCAAGCUGCCGGCCCUCAAUAUGGAGCAAGGAAUAAUGCGGUAGAGGUUGAAGGCGCUGGUAAGAGUAAGGCACAGCUCAUCGUCGGAAUCGAUUUUGGUACGACUUUCUCAGGUGUGGCCUUCGCUUUUGCGACCAACACCGAGGCCAAAGAAGACAUUAUCACUGAAUGGCCUGGAGCAGGAUCAUACACAAAGCAGAAGAUUCCCACCGUUCUGUACUAUGAUCAAUACCAGAAAGUCGUUGGAUGGGGUCCUGACAUUGCAGAUGCUUUGGCACCAACUGGUUACCCAAAGCCAGGUGUACAAAAAGUAGAAUGGUUCAAGCUUCAAUUGAUGCUUUCCGGAAACACAUAUAUCGAUCCCAUUAACCUUCCUCCCCUUCCACCAGGAAAGUCUGAGAUCGACGUCGCAGCAGAUUACCUCUUUAAACUUCGACAGGCAAUGAGAAAUCAAUUACAAAAAACUUUAGGAGAGGUAUUCAAUCGGGAAGAAAGAAACAUUCGAUACUAUCUUACAGUCCCCGCCAUUUGGAAUGAUGCCGGAAAAGCUGCAACCCGAGCUGCUGCCAUUCAGGCUGGAUUCUUGAGGGAUGAGAACGACAAUCGAUUGACACUGAUUACAGAGCCCGAAGCUGCUGCUUUGUUUUGCUCAAAGGCUGGUCUCUUGAACCUCAAGAUUCAUGAUGCUGUACUCAUUGUUGAUUGUGGUGGUGGAACUGUCGAUUUGAUUGCAUAUGAGGUUGAGGAAGAGUCACCAUUCACGGUUUCCGAGUGCACGGCAGGAUCUGGUGAUUCUUGCGGGUCUACUGCAUUGAAUCGAAACUUUAGUAAUAUCUUGCGAACCAAGAUCCGAAAGAUGAAGUUGCCCGAAGGUUCGAAGACAGCUGGAAGAGUGUAUGCAAAGUGUAUUAUGGAUUUUGAGAACAGAAUCAAGGCAGAUUUCAGGAAUAACAAUCAGAAAUGGGCAGUGGACGUGGGCAUUGAAGCAGAGUUCCCCGAGGCAGGAAUCGAAGAGGGAUAUAUGACUUUCACCAACGAAGAGAUUCUACAGUGUUUCGAGCCAGUCGUCAAUCGAAUUCUGGAAUUGGUUCGCAACCAAAUCAUUGCUAUCCAAGCACAAAACCGAACACUUCAAAAUGUCUUGGUUGUUGGUGGUUUUGGUGCAUCUGAGUAUCUUUUCCAACAGAUCAAACUUCAUGUACCACCCCAGUUCCAAGCUAAGGUAGUGCGUCCUAUGGAUUCCGUAGCUGCUAUUGUUAAGGGUGCCGUUACUGCUGGUAUCACCGAAAGAGUCAUUACAUCCCGUGUAGCUCGUCGUCAUUACCUCAUGGCAACUCUGCAACCUUUCAAGGAAGGACAUCAUCCAGAAGCUUACCGUGUUCCAUCCUUGGAUGGUAAGGAUCGUUGCAAGUUUACUCGUCAAAUUUUUGUACAGAAGGGACAAAGAGUCAAGAUUGGUGAGCCAGUCAAGGUAUCAUUCUUUAGACAGGUUGCACCGGGAGCAACUUUGAUGUAUGAGGAUAUCUUGUAUGCUUGUGACGAUGAUGUUUGCCCCGAAUAUACAAAAGAUCCACGUGUCAAGGAAGUUGUUACUCUUACAUCGGAUCUCUCUCGCAAGAAUCUUGAAAAGGAUUUUGAGAGAAUGGAUACCCCGCAAGGCACAUUCUAUCGAGUGUACUUUGAUAUCUACCUCACGCUUGAUGGGUCCGAAUUCAAUGCAGAACUUGUUUGCCAAGGUGAAGUCAUGGGUCGUUGCACUUCUAGAUUCAGAUAAUCUUUCCUCUCCACCAACUAUAAAAAAAAAUAAUAAGGAUUGGAUUCGACGAAUUUCUUUUUUUUACUACUUAGCGUUGUUCGAUAUCAGCUUACUUACAGUAGCAUCACAAUUUGCGAUGCACGGCGCUGGAGUGUAAGGAAGCAAUUUAAGAUUUGAUAGCAGGAAGCCUUUCUGCAAUGAUUUUCAUGACGAACUAGGAGAUUGUUGAGCAAAGAAGAAGUGACUGCCUGGGUCGAUUGACGAGGAGUGAUCAGAUCUAAAACUGGUGGUGUGAUGUGCAUGAUGGAUGGAUGAAAAAUAAGUCGUUUGGAUCAGAUCGAGUUAUUUCUUCUAGCACAUUGAUGAAAGGAUGGAUGAUUUUUUGCAUCUCAAUGAUAGGAACGAAUGGGUCCAUAGUUUAGACAGUUGAUACGAUACCUAUUUGCUCAUUUUGGCCUGUAGUUGGUGAAAAUUACACGACUAUUGAAAGAUUUAGAUUUAGAUUUAGAAAUUGCAAAUGUGAUUGGAGUGAUGUGAUGAUGGAUGCACGUAUGUAUGUAUGUAUAAUGAAUUCAGUAUAUAGGUUUCUGUCAAAUCAAAUCCAUCGCAAUGGAACUAUACA